AUGUCGAUUCCUAUCAAACCACAACAUCACUUUGGCGUUCCAAACCCAUUCAAACGCAAAGACGAAGAGAAGGCUGAGAAAGAGGACCAAGUACAGAAAGAGAUUAAAGAGAAAAAACGUGAGGAGAAAAAAGAAAAGAAGGAGGAAAAAGAACGCGAAAAAAAGAAGAAGGAAGAGCUGAAAAGUCAGAAACGCAACAGAAAAGGGAGUGUCGAAGGCCGUAUUGAAGAAUUUUUUAAAAUAACGGGAAUACAAAAAGUGAAGCAACACGAAGAGGAGGUGAAGCUUGAACAAAUUAAAGAGCAAAACUUAAAAGUGGAUGCUAAUGAAAAGUUGUUAAAGAACGACGAAACAAAAGAAAUUAAUAUCGAUGACCCACAAAUACAACACAAAAGUUCAACUAACACCCCAACCCCAAGAAAAGAACAAGUGGAACCCAAAGUUAAUGGUAUCCCCGAAAGAACACCACGUUACAAACAUGACAGUUUAAAUGCACAAAAGGGUGUUGAAGAAGAUAUUCCAAAAACUCCUAAAACAUCUGAUAAAAGUCCAGAAAAGACACCCGAGAAGGUAAUAGAUAAAACAGAAAAAAUUCCCGAAAAAACGCCCGAAAAGAGUCCCGACAGAGUUGGGGAAAAAAAGAAUAUUUUGCAAUCGACUACAAAAAUGUUGAAAUCGAUGAUCUUUAUAAAAGAACAAGAAAAGGCGACUGAUAAAAACCAAGACAUUGUUGGGGAUGUCUCUGACGAAGAAUUACAAAAAGGACUUCAUGUUGAAAUCCAAAGUGUUCCAAAAAAGAAAAAAAAGAAGUUUGACUUUGUAAAAGAAAGUUUAAAACGUCGAGGACUUAAGGCACAAAGUGGGAUGUCAACAUCACAUGCAAAUAGUGAUGACGUGACUGACAGAUUUUUCUUGACAACACAGACACCAUUUGUUAGGAAGGAAGUUUACCAUGUGACUUGGGAUGGAAUGACACAAGACCAAUUUGAAACAAAAAGUUUAACAACGGGUAGCUUUAUUGAUGUUCUAAAAAAUUUUGAGAAUGAAGCAAAGGAACAGAUUCUUUAUAUUGAAGAUGACUUUCAAAUCAAAUUUGAAGACAUUUACAGAAACGCCAAAAUCUUUGCAAAGUCACUUUUGUGCAUCGACGUAGAUGUCAAGCAGGUUGGAGUUCUUAUUAUGCUUGAAAAUGGGAUUCAUGCGAUGACCGCCGCAUUGGGUGUGAUGAUGGCUGGGAUGUCUGCAGUUUAUUUGAAUGAAGGAUCUUCAAUGGACAUGGUUAAGCUUGUGAUUAAUAAGGCAAACGUGCGAAUAUGUUUAUUAGACCAAACUUCGUUGAGUUUUAGAGAAUUAUGGGAUAUGUACUCCGAUAUGACUCUUGUCAAUGUUGAGGGCGACUAUAAAGAUAUUUACGAACCUUAUAUUGUGCAUGGAGAAACAACAAUUAACAACAAACUCCGUUAUAAAAUCACACAAAAAGUAGUACAAAAAAUCCAUCCAAAAGAAGAACCUACAUUUUAUGACAGAGAAGGGGAUGUGUAUGUUGAGACGGAGAAUGAAUGUGUGUAUACCAUGGAAAGUUUUUUAAUGCGAUCGGAAUCAAUUUCUGAUGACGAAUUUUCGACGAAAGUGAGUCGAGUUACCACUGAUAGCAUUUUGGAAAUAGUUUUUGUCCCAUCAAAGCAUGGUGGGUAUAAAGGAAUCAUUUGGACACAUGGGAACGUCAUUGAACAGAUCAAACAAGUCUCAAAACACUGCGGAAUGAACAACAAGACAAAAGUACUAAAUGGCCUCCCCAUCUCAUUUUACUUAGAACGCAUCUUUGCUCUCUAUAUUCCGCUCUACAUUAAAUGCACUGUGGCAAUUGUUUCGAGAGAAUCUACAAGAAAGAUGAUGGUCUUCUAUUUAAAGGCGAUCGAGAAGUACAAACCAACUAUAUUGUUCUCAACACCGCGCGUUUUUGAAAAGCUCAACAGAAUUGCUAAACAGAAAAAGCUUGGGCGGAAGGCACUUUGUAUUUCAACACACCACGCAAAGUCCACACAAAAUAUUCCAUUGGUCACCGGUAUAUGUUCACCAGAAGCAUGUGGGUUUGUGACGAUGAGCAAAAUUGAUGGUAACGACAAUACAGAAGGUCCAACGUUGGAAGGUAUUAUGGCAACCAUUCAUAAUGGGAAGUUGCGUGUGUGUGGUCCUUCGAUAACACCGGGAUAUGUUAGUGGAGAUGUGAGGGGCGUAAACGGUGUUUUACUCAACACGAUGGUUGAGAUGAUAGUAAUGGAUGGAGUUAAAGUGUACCAAUCGGUUGGAAAGAUUUCUCCAUGUGUGGUAACAGGGAAUGAAGUGAUAUUACACUGCCCAAUCAUCGAAGAUUUGCUUAGAAAAAUCCAGACUGUCGACAAUGUGUUGAUUGUUGGAGAAGGCAAAAGGUGCCCAGGUGCGCUUUUUGUUGUGAACGAGGCAGAGGUGGUGAAGGCAUUUGGUGGUGGUGAUGUUCGAAAGAACACCGAAUACAUGAAGUGGUUACGAAAAAGAGUAGUAGACUUGAUGGCUGUUUUUCCGUCCUAUAUGCGAGUAAAACGAUUUAUUAUUGUUAAGGACGCACCUACUGAGGAGUUUAACGUUGUGAUCAAAGACCAUAUGUCGAAUGAAGAAAGGGUUAAACUCUAUUGUAAGUAUAAAAAAGUUAUUGACAUGCUUUACCCAGACGAGCCUUACGCAGAAAAAGUUGUGGAAAAAUGA
Messenger RNA from Entamoeba invadens IP1, 2742 nucleotides. Its product is annotated as AMP dependent ligase/synthetase, putative. Gene Ontology annotation, cellular component: endoplasmic reticulum; membrane. Gene Ontology annotation, molecular function: long-chain fatty acid-CoA ligase activity. The coding region runs from base 1 to 2742 and encodes 913 amino acids. Lineage: Eukaryota; Evosea; Mastigamoebida; Endamoebidae. The transcript has 2 exons. The record is from RefSeq and is a predicted model, not a curated record.